Molecule: messenger RNA, 2080 nt
Organism: Frankliniella occidentalis (western flower thrips)
Lineage: Eukaryota; Metazoa; Arthropoda; Insecta; Thysanoptera; Thripidae
Product: reticulocalbin-2
Exons: 6
Coding region: 268-1254 (328 amino acids)
Cellular component (GO): endoplasmic reticulum
Molecular function (GO): calcium ion binding
Source: RefSeq, a predicted model, not a curated record
UCUUUCGCCGCCCCAGGGGAUCCAGUAACAUAUGUAAAUGGCUUGUGUUUCAGUUUUUAUUAUGCGAGUUCAGCACACCUAAGUGGUCUCCGAAUCGCGUGCAGCCCCGCGCCGAGGCUUGGCGGCUGAAGUGCAGAGGCAAGCCUUUGUUUGUUCGGCUCACAGUGUCUGUCGGCAGCGGAGCGGUUAGGGUUGGGUUGAGGGGGUGAGGGUAGGGCGGGUGCUUCUGUCUGUUUGUGCCGUCUGCUAGGACAUCUCAAGCUCACAAUGGGCCGGGCGGACUUGUUUUGUGUUUUGAUUGCCUUGUGCAUCUUCUCGCAUUCGUUCGAUGGAUUAGACGCCGCUUCUGCCCACAUUCACUCGCAUGAGCGAGAGGCAGACGGCGCCCUCCUACCGGAGGAGCACAACCGCAUACACAGAGAGCACCAAAGUCACUCUGAGUUCGACCAUGAAGCCAUUCUUGGAAGUGCCAAGGAGGCCGAAGAAUUUGAUAACUUGUCUCCCGAAGAGUCGAAACGCAGAUUAGGCAUUCUUCUCACUAAGAUGGAUGUGAAUGGGGACAAACACAUUGAUCGCUCUGAACUACAUGCAUGGAUCAUGCGAUCCUUUAAAAUGCUUUCAGAAGAAGAAGCUGGAGACAGAUUUGAGGAUGCUGAUGAAGAUAACAAUGGAUUUGUUACUUGGUUGGAGUAUGCAAAAAAUUCUUUUGGAGAAGACACAGAUUUUUCUGAUGACCACUUGGAAGGUGCCCACGAAAAGCUCAUGAAAAAUGAAAAAGUCAUGUUUGAGGCUGCUGAUAGUAACAAGGAUGGCAAGCUAGAUCGUUUAGAAUUCCUGGUAUUCCAAUUUCCUGAAGAAAAUCCUGCCAUGCACCCUCAUGUUUUAGCUCAGACUUUAGAAGAAAAAGACAAAGACUCUGAUGGUUUUAUUAAUUUUGAGGAAUUUCUGGACAGAAAAGAGGGUGACUCUCCAGAGAAAGAAUAUCUUAUAGUGCAAGAACAAAAGUUCAAUGGUGAGUUUGACAAAGAUGGUGAUGGGCGACUGAACUCUGCUGAAAUUUUAUCGUGGAUCACCCCUAAUAAUGAUGACAUUGCAAAGGAUGAAGUGGACCACCUGUUUGCUAGUGCUGAUGAUGACCAUGAUGACAUGCUUUCAUUUGAAGAGAUUUUGGAGCACCAUGAUGUCUUUGUGGGAAGCGAAGCCACUGACUAUGGAGAUCACCUUCAAAACAUGCAUCUCUUUGAUGAGCUGUAGGGUAGGAGGGUAGCACCUCUGCUGAUCAUUCUACUUCUAGUUGCUUAUUUGGAUUGCAUCGCUUUCUAAGAAGGAAGACUGUUCUUAGUAUACAAAAUGGGCUAUUUGUUUGCCAUGAUGAUUGAAGAAUCAUUAAGGGGGAGUUAAAAUAAUCUGUUUAGUGUGCUACUCUAUUUGAAAGUUGAGUCAGAUUUUCUUCUAUGGUUUUCUUUCAUCAUCUCAAUUAUCUUACCCUGUACUAUUUGAUCAUGUAUUUUCAGACACUAGUCAGGAGGCUCAUUAGUCAGUGUACUCCUGAUAUCAGACCAAGUUGUGAUGUACUAGUUAUAUAAGGGUGACUGAUAAGUCUGAUUUAUUUCUUGAACGCACCUUUUUAUGUUGAACUAGCUCUCUGCAUUUGUUUUAUCUGGAAACCCUGUUGUUUCUGAAGACAGGCUAUUUAUUUAUUUAUCUAUUUAUUUAUUUAUUGACUACACUGCAGCAUUUUUACCAAGAUGAAGUGCAUCAGUAUUUCUUUUGUUGACCUAUCCAAGUUAGUUACUAUUGCUUCACUUUUCUUCAUUGUAAUGUUCUUGUAAAUUUUCAGAUAUAAUUUAAUUUUUUGUCAAUUUCUCUCUAACCUAGUGCCAAUUACAUUUAUUGGGUCAGUAUUUUACCUGGUAAAUCCCUAGUUUAUCAGUAAUGCCAAAGUUUGCAACUAAUAUGAGAUGUUUUUUACUUGAUUUGUAACUUUAUUAGGAAAAGUAAGUCAGACAUUUGUUCAUGAAGUGUAAGCAAGUGUUUGAGUAAUUGAAAAAAAAAAUUAAAUGGUGUGAAGUUUUUAAUA